Sphenostylis stenocarpa is the source of this 246-nucleotide messenger RNA. Lineage: Eukaryota; Viridiplantae; Streptophyta; Magnoliopsida; Fabales; Fabaceae. The record is from the annotation of a GenBank genome assembly.
AUGGUCUCGGUUGCCAUAGCGGCCCGCAACUCAAAUUCCACCUCAAAGGAUUCAAGAAUUACCGUCAGACCAAACUCGCAUAGCCUUAGAAGUCUCUCGUCUAAUGUAAUGCUUGGGUUGGAGUGUGAUGCAAUAGAUUUGCAAGUUGUUGAAUUCUGGAUGGCAGAUUCGGGGUUUCUCACAUCCAUCAGGAAGGAAAAGCGUACAACAGGGAAGCAAAAUUCUGGUUUCAUCAACCUCAUGUAG